Molecule: messenger RNA, 162 nt
Organism: Rhizopus microsporus ATCC 52813
Lineage: Eukaryota; Fungi; Mucoromycota; Mucoromycetes; Mucorales; Rhizopodaceae
Exons: 1
Biological process (GO): regulation of transcription by RNA polymerase II
Cellular component (GO): transcription regulator complex; PcG protein complex
Molecular function (GO): RNA polymerase II cis-regulatory region sequence-specific DNA binding; DNA-binding transcription factor activity, RNA polymerase II-specific
Source: RefSeq, a predicted model, not a curated record
GUAUGUGGCUAUCAGCAAUGCCAAUGGAGUUUCAAGAGAUAUGAACAUUUAAAAAGACACAUGCUUGUUCAUACAGGAGAACGUCCCUUUGCUUGUGAGCAUCCUGGAUGUACAAAGUCUUUUGGUAGAUCAGAUAAUCUGCGGGCACAUUAUCGUACACAC